AUGUUUUCAUUUAAAAUCUUUAUAUUAUUAGUGGUAUUACACUGUGCAAUUUGUCAACCCAUAGCCACAACAAAUGUGGCGGAAACAGCCACGUUAGUGGAAGAUUAUCCUGCGGUUAAAACUACCAAAAAUAAUUUGAAAUCUGCUGCAGUUGAAGCCGGACAAAAAAGUGAUUACAAUGGAGAACGUUAUACAAGACACAUAGGAGGUGGUGUCAUAGGAGGAGGAGGUGUAAUUGGAGGUGGUGUUAUAGGUGGCGGUGGUUUUGCUGCUCCAGUUUAUGCUGCUCCCCCUGUAUCUGUGGUAUCGGCAGUUCCAGUUGUUACAACAGUUCCGGUAGUAACGACAAUACCAUCAUAUCCUGUUUAUGGUGGAUAUGGAGGUUAUGGUGGUGGCUAUGGCGGAGGUUAUGGUGGAGGUUAUGGCGGUGGAUUUGGUGGCUAUGGAGGUGGUUUUGGUGCUGGCUUUGGAGUUGCUAAAUUUAAAGUUAAAGGAUUUGGUAUUGGUGGUGGUUUCUUGGGUUAA
Messenger RNA from Lucilia cuprina (Australian sheep blowfly), 525 nucleotides. RefSeq names its product glycine-rich cell wall structural protein 1. The coding region runs from base 1 to 525 and encodes 174 amino acids. Lineage: Eukaryota; Metazoa; Arthropoda; Insecta; Diptera; Calliphoridae. The transcript has a single exon. The record is from RefSeq and is a predicted model, not a curated record.